UCUCUUUGCCCAGAGAGCCUUAUGUAAGAACUCUUCUUGGGAAACAGGAAGUCCAGCUUGCCAAGUUCAGCACAGGGAGUAGUGCAGGCCUGGUUCCAGCACACCCGGCCCAGCCUUAACCCCAGCACCCUGCCAGUUUCUUGUCCCUGGUUCUCUUCCCUGCUGGCCCCUCAACCCCUUUUUCAUCUUCAGUCACCCCUAAGGAGCCUCCUCAGAGAUCCUGCCCAUGACCGAGUCAGAGGCUCUGCCACACUCACCUUCGAAACCUCAAUGCUGCCCAGUUUUUACCCCUUCCCUGCUCCUGGCACCAUGCCCCAUAACCAACCGACCUUCCCUCCUCCAACUCAGGGGCCGUCCCUGGGCUCCUGAGUGCUGGCCGCUCCUUCUGGGUGUCACAGGCCGCUCUGUCCUUCCUAGAUAAUUGGCACCAAAUUCUUCUGAGGCUGGGAGUUGGGGUGGGGGGCAGAGUGACACUAGCUCGGGGGGGGGGGAGCAGGGGUACUAACAGCACCCCUAGUUUGCUUUCUUCCUCUCUCCUUUUUAUUCUCAAGUUCCUUUUUAUUCUUUCCUUGCGUAACUGCGCUCUCCCCUUCUGUGCCUGCCGGUAUUCCCACCCUCCCUGCUACCUCCGGGCCACCUCAUUCCUGAGACCACAGCUGUGGGCAGCAUCCCCAGCUCAUGCCAGCCUCAUCUCCGGGCAACAUGGGGGGCUCAGCCCGAGAGCCAACCCUCUCGGUUGCUCUCUGGUUGAGUUGGGGGGCGGUUCUGGGGGCUGUGACUUGUGCUGUGGCACUACUGAUCCAACAAACAGAGCUGCAAAGUCUGAGGAGGGAGGUGAGCCGGCUGCAGCAGCGGAGCGGAGGACCUUCCCAGAAGCGAGGAGAACGUCCGUGGCAGAGCCUCUGGGAACAGAGUCCUGAUGUCCUGGAAGCCUGGAAGGAUGAGGUGAGAUCUAGGAGGAGAAGAGCAGUGUUCACCCAGAGGCACAAGAAGAAGCACUCAGUUCUGCAUCUUGUUCCCAUUAACAUUACCUCCAAGGUGGACUCUGAUGUGACAGAGGUGAUAUGGCAACCAGCUCUUAGGCGUGGGAGAGGCCUGGAGGCCCAAGGAUGCGUUGUCCGAGUCUGGGACACUGGACUUUAUCUGCUCUAUAGCCAGGUCCUAUUUCAUGAUGUGACGUUCACCAUGGGUCAGGUGGUAUCUCGGGAAAGCCAAGGGAGGCGGGAGAUUCUAUUCCGAUGUAUCCGAAGUAUGCCCUCAGAUCCUAACCGAGCCUACAACAGCUGCUACAGUGCAGGUGUCUUUCAUUUACAUCAAGGGGAUAUUCUCACUGUCAAAAUUCCACGGGCAAACGCAAAACUUAGCCUCUCUCCGCACGGAACCUUCCUGGGGGGGUUUCCGCGGACUGUGCCAAGCCUUGUCCACUCGACGGAGUCCACUGGAAUGCAUCCAGAACAGCACCACCACCUAGCGGCAGCUUGAGGAAAGAAUACAGCCUCUGCUAGGAAGCCCGGGUCUCUUGGCCACGCCUCUUCAAGUGUCCUCUGCUUUAAUUUACAAGAAUCCUGUUUUCCCUUU
Onychomys torridus (southern grasshopper mouse) is the source of this 1578-nucleotide messenger RNA. It is a transcript of the gene Tnfsf13, whose product is annotated as TNF superfamily member 13. Gene Ontology annotation, biological process: positive regulation of isotype switching to IgA isotypes; immune response. NCBI's taxonomy places the organism in Eukaryota, Metazoa, Chordata, Mammalia, Rodentia, Cricetidae. Gene Ontology annotation, molecular function: tumor necrosis factor receptor binding; receptor ligand activity. The record is from RefSeq and is a predicted model, not a curated record. Gene Ontology annotation, cellular component: membrane. The coding region runs from base 679 to 1482 and encodes 267 amino acids. The transcript has 7 exons.